Molecule: messenger RNA, 315 nt
Organism: Aspergillus pseudotamarii
Lineage: Eukaryota; Fungi; Ascomycota; Eurotiomycetes; Eurotiales; Aspergillaceae
Product: trypsin inhibitor-like cysteine-rich domain-containing protein
Exons: 3
Coding region: 49-312 (87 amino acids)
Source: RefSeq, a predicted model, not a curated record
GGUAUGUCUGGUGUGACAAUAAUAAAUCUCCUGUUUAUGGACUAAAAGAUGUUUAUAAUAACCUCAACAGAGAAUAAGAUGCAAUUCAAGUCAACAGUCCUUGUAUUCCUUCUUGCGGCAGCUUCAGCUGCUUACGCCAAAGAAUCAUGCCCUGAGAACCAAAAAUGGAAUAACUGUGGCACUGCCUGUCCUCCUACUUGCAACUCCCAGUCUAACGAAAUUUGUACAAUGGAAUGUGUUCCGGGCUGUCAGUGUAUAGAUGGCUAUGUGCUGAAUGCCGAUGACCAAUGUAUUCUCGAGAGCGAAUGCUGAAUU